AUGGUUCACGCAGCUUGCAUCACUCACGCCUCGUACUUAAUUCGCUCAUCGCCGCCCAUUCCUCAGAACACGGCGUCGCGUCCACAUGGGGACGUACCCUUUAUAAACCGUCUCGAAACUCCCAAGACCACAGUGUCACUCUCACAGCGCCCACGCACUCCCGCUCCUCUCGUCGCUUUCGUCGCCGCGAUUCCCGCUGUCUCACUUCUCGCCGCACUGCCAGCGUCUGCGGCGGCGGCGCUUGCGGAGGAAUCAGCCGCUACCGACAAAGUGCGAUCCGCCGUCGGGAGCUUAAUUACUGCCGCGGAGGAUCUUGAACGCGCCGCCGCGUCGGCAGCCGCCUCCGCUGCGGACGCCGCCGGAGUAGAUAAAGCGCGUUCCGCGGUGGGGAGUCUAGUCUCCGCCGCGGAGGAUUUGAAACGCGCGGCGGCUUCCGCGUACCGCGAUAUUGCUGGCGCUGGCGGCGCGGGAUCCGCGGGGGCGGACGGCGUGGGGGGGGAUACCGAGCAGUUUGGUUCCGCCGUGGGGGAUAUCGUCUCCGCGACAGGGGAUCUUGAACGCGCAGCUGUAGGCAUUUUUGGAAAGGCUGUGUCAGCAGAAGAGAGCGUGUCGGAGCAGGUGGGCAAGCUGCUUGGUUCGGGUGUGGAAGCGACGCAGAAGCUUCUGGAAUCCAGCGGGGAAGCGCUGCAGGCGGACACGGCAGGGGUGACGAGGAUGAUUGGCGAUGCUGCCAGUGCAGGGUUGGAGGCGGUUGAAAGGCUAUUCCAGGAAGGGGCUCCUGCACUGGAUGGCGUUUGGUCGCUCUCUCUCCCGACAAACGGAACCAUUUUCAACACUGUGUCAUCAGCAUCCGCGUUUGUAACAGCUCCUUUAAGCACAGCAUGGGAAGCAGUGCAGCUCACUCCAACCAGCUCCGGUCUCCAAACAGUUGCGUUUUAUGCCUCCAUGAGUGUCUUUCUGCUGGCAAUAGCCAGUCAGCCAAGAGAAUAG
Molecule: messenger RNA, 990 nt
Organism: Closterium sp. Naga37s-1
Lineage: Eukaryota; Viridiplantae; Streptophyta; Zygnematophyceae; Desmidiales; Closteriaceae
Source: the annotation of a GenBank genome assembly